Molecule: messenger RNA, 1222 nt
Organism: Physcomitrium patens
Lineage: Eukaryota; Viridiplantae; Streptophyta; Bryopsida; Funariales; Funariaceae
Source: RefSeq, a predicted model, not a curated record
GCAGUUACUUUGUCAGUCAGUUUCCUGAAUCUCGACCCAGUUGCGGAAAAAGUCGAAAUUUGUUGAUUGAGCAAGAGGGGUGAGUGCAAUCUCUGCAGAUUGGACGCUUCACACAGAGGGAUAACUUACUCCCUCGUUGAUGAAACCUCUUUUUGUAGCCAUGGAAGUAACGCAAUUAGCUCGUAGUCUAAAUUAGUGCAUCCACGCUGGUAGCGCCCUGCGCCGUCUCUGAUGUGACUAAUUCUCAGAAUGGCAAGAGCUUCAUAGCAAAUUUUUUCAGGCAGUGUCGGAACAAGUAAUUAGCACGCCAGGGUUCCUCUGCAGAUAUGUCGGAGUUGGAGGCCGUGGACUCCAGUGAGGGGGUUGGACGCCUCUCCACACAAAUCAUCCCUCAUUUGCUCAAUUUAUACAAUUCUACUUGUACUCCACAAGACUUCGAGAUCUACACUUCGAAUGCAGUUUUUGCGGAUCCAUUUAUGAUAGCCCAUGGAGUGGGACAGAUCAAGUCUGCAUUCUACGCCAUGCCCAAGGUAUUUUGGGACAGCACGAUACUUGAUUACAAAGUUGAGGAGGACGAAACCAGCCCUACUUCUGGAGAGAUACGUAUUCAUAAUCUACAACAAUACAAGCUCCUACAACUGGGCCCGUUCGGUUACUACCUUACCUUGCAGUCCCUUAUCAUACUGACGGUGGAAGCAGGAAAAGUAACCCGUCAUGAAGACCGAUUUGGUGGAUAUCGACUUUGGGAUAGGCAGACUGUGCGAGUUCCUUUGGUUGGAAGAAUGGCAGAAACCGUGCGCCGGGGAAGUAUGUUGGUGUGUCAUGCUCUUAUGGGCUUCGGAAGGGAUCAUAAGACUAAGAACAAAGCCUCUGAGCCUUCCUUCCACUUGAAGGUUUCAUAGAUAACAUUCACAAGUGUCCAGAAAUGACCUCUUAUACAAAACUAAGCACUACUGUACUCUAGCUGGCACUAUUACAGGCUUCUUAUAUUGCAGAAACCAAGGUUUUUAGCUCACUAACUUGACUGUGUGUGUGUGUACAAAUUAGAUAUACAGUAAAUUGAUUAUGUACACGAGAGUCUUACAAUAUUGAUGCAUGAUCUCUGAGACCUAGGUACACCUUAGCUUGUCUGCAGCUUCAUGACUAAAUGAAAGGGUUUAAUCCUCGUAACAUGGACAAGGUGGGAGCAUGAAGUUGAACACACCCCCAGAUUGCCGACUUA